GCGGUUCUGAAUUCGAAAGUCCUCCCUCCGAAGACGACGUUAGAAAAAUGGAUUCCGUUGAUGCUCUGUUUUCUUAAUUUUUUUUCACGUAUUUCGCAGUAGAGAAAGAAGCGAAGUUAAAAUUCAUCGUAAAAUAUAUAUCCUGAUCUUGAACCAUGGUGAGAGAGAGAGUCCAGAAGAAGUCCUUCCAACAAAGUUUGGAGGACAUCAAGGAGAGGAUGAAGGAGAAGAGGAACAAACAGUUGGCUAAUGCUGUAGCUCCAAACAGGGGACGGUCAAGAAUGAUGAACAAAACCACAGCAUCCAGUUCUACACACACCAUCCUUAAAGGUGUGCAGCAGAAUAACAAGGCGCUAGCUGUGGCCCUGCAAGCCGAGAAGGAGAAAGUGAGGCAGGCCAACGCGGUGAUCCUGCAGCUGAAGCGUGAGCAGCAAGCCCUCUUCCUUCACCUGCUUCUGCUCAAGAGGAAGCGCAAGGAGCAGGAGGCGCUGGCAGCAAGUGCUUCACAGGCUAAACCAACAGGGAUCCAACAGGAAAACCCAAACCAUCAGAAUUCAGAGAGGAGGAAGCGCAGCAGUCAGCAGCUUGAUCAGCUCACGUUGUGUGAUGCUUCACCAAUUUGUCCUGACUCCCCUCCUUCUAAAAAGAACGGACACGUUAACUGUGACAAAGAGGUUGCUCUGCCAUCCACGGUGGGUGUGAGGCGUCGGCACGGCGACAGAAGAAGCAGGAGGCGCUCUGAACGUGUGCAAGAACAGCGCCGGUUGAGCAAUGCAGACCCAGUUGCUGAUCUUAGGGUCGUAUUACCGAGCCCUAUUCACGGCGAGAGUUCAGGCCUGAAUCAGAACCACCAGGGAGCAGAACCAGAGGCAGCGGAUGUCAGCGACACAGAGGAGUUGCAUCACUCUACACCUGAGCCAGUCCUUCCCAAAAAAACACACCUGCAGCCUGGCAGGAAACAAACCCAGCAGCAGCAGCCUCGCUCCAAACCCGAACCAGCUCCACGGAAACCCGACAGAAGCCGCAAACCCGAUCGCGUCCCGCUUAAGAAGCCCUGGGAGAAUCCCAAACCCAGAGCCCGCUCCAAGAGCCGGGACCGCGCGGCCACACGGGGGAAAGCAGCUCCUCCACCUCAGACCAACAAGCUCAACACGUCGCUGGGAUUCAACGACACGUUUGACUUUGACUGCGAGGAAACCGUCCACAUCACGCCGUUCAAGGCGAAAGCCGAGGAGAAUCAGCCGGCGACACCCAUUAGCGAGGAGACGCAAGCCGAAGACUCGGCGGCUGUUCCCAAACAGAGCGAAACCAGCUCAUCGUCGCCGUCCUCAGAGUCGGAAGACAGCCUGUACGUCCCUCAAAAGACAAGACGGAGACAGUCCUCUCCCGCUAAAACCAAAGUCAUCGCCACACGCGGAGGCCGACGCUCGCAGAUUGUCAGGAAAAAGGAAAACAUCCCUCCCACCCCAAAGAUCUUUGUCUUCAGGGAUGAAGAGUCGAAGUUGGAGGUGGCACAUUCUGGAAAGGGUGAAGAGAGUCACCAGAAACUUCAGAGGGACAGAACGGAGGACGGUUUCCCUGCUGUCAGCCCUCUGAUCGAGGCCGAGAUGAUGAGAAUAGAUACCGUCCUAUCCAAUUUUGGAGAACCGUCUUCUGAAAAUUCUUCUCGUUUAUCGAGCCAAACGCCAAGGCUCAAAACAUGCCAGAAACGUGGGGUUGGUGUAAGGUCAGCAGGGCGGGGCUUGAGUCUGUGUGACGUGACCAAUAUGUCCCCUGCAGCCUACCGCAAUUUCUCCGGUGGCGGCCCACGCCGCUCCGACGCUCCCGCUCGGAAACGCCGCUGCACCAUGACCGUCGACUACAAGGAGCCUUCGUUAAAUGCAAAACUUCGGCGUGGAGAUAAGUUUACAGACCUGCAGUUUCUUCGCUCUCCCAUUUUCAAGCAGAAGUCUGGCAGGAGGUCUGUGCAGAAAUCCAGGAAGUCUUGCAGCCAGCAGCCGUUUGAGAAGUACAAUGAGUCUUUUGUUGGAUGUCACUGAAGCCUUUUUUUAUAUUAUAUAUAUAUAUGUGUUCCCAUAGAGGAUUUUUUUUUUUUUUUGCGAUAGUGUAACCGUAAUCAGUUUUUCUUGUUUUAAAUUCCUUUUUUCUUUUUUUCUCCAUGGAGAUGUAGAUGAUAUUCUCCCAAAAUGGUUGAAUUACAAUAUUUUUUAAUUCUAUGAUCUUGCAACAUUUGUGUAUUGUUAAUUCUCCAUUGUACUGUAUGUGACAAACUUUUAAAACCUAAUUUUGCCACUCAAAUGGUUUGAUUGGUGAAACUUUUCACAACAAAUGCACAAAACACCAAAUUAGCCUCACAUCUGUUUUUAUUUAGUCUACAAAAUAGGCUAAUUCUAGGUCAAUAAAACCAAUGGUACAAAGAGCAUGAAAUAUAUUUUUUUUACAGACAUAUUAAAAAAGGUUAUUUUUCCCAAAGUUUGGAAAGUACAAACACCUUUUUACAAAACAGCAAAACUACAUCGUAUUGCACAAUCUUUUCAUUUGUCUCCAAAGUAUAAAGUUAUCAAUCUCCGUCUGCAGGACAAAAAUAAGAUAAUAAAUUAAGACCUUGUCUUAAACAUAAUUCUUCUGAAUUAAAGCACAUAAAUAAGAAUAAACUCUAGAUAAUUAAAGUAGUUCUGAGUUGACAGUGUAAUCCAUAAGUAGAAGAAAUGAAAAUGGGCGAGAAUUCCUGUUAAUACUUGGAGGGGGAGGAAAGUGCAUUUUGAUAGUCGAACUGCCCUUUUGUGGGUUNGGGGGGAAAUGUACUUUAGGUAUAGAUAUUUAAAAUAUACAUUGCGCAUAAGUGCUUCAAAAUGAUUAAAAUAUGUACAAAAUUUAAAGGUAAUAUUCCUCUUUUGGCAGGAUGAACUCGUCACUGACAAACUUGAACCUUAGUGCUGUACAUGCUCAUAGCUGCCAUUAGACAGGGAAGCUCCAGCUUGUUUUUGCUCACAGGAAACACUUUUCUUAAAGACUUCGAUCCAUCAAACAUUUGGCUCCUUCACAUGACAACCUGAGUCAACUGGGAGGAGAAAGGUAGACACCAAGAGGCUGUGUAAACAGAGAAGAUAGUUAGAUCCGUUAAAAAAAAAAAAAAACUCAGCUGUCAACGUUUAAUCAUUUUCAAAAACAAAUGACGGAAGCUUUCUCAGUUUUUGGGGAUGCACAGAAAAAGAAA
Molecule: messenger RNA, 3217 nt
Organism: Poecilia reticulata (guppy)
Lineage: Eukaryota; Metazoa; Chordata; Actinopteri; Cyprinodontiformes; Poeciliidae
Gene: sgo1
Product: shugoshin 1
Biological process (GO): meiotic chromosome segregation
Cellular component (GO): nucleus; chromosome, centromeric region
Source: RefSeq, a predicted model, not a curated record